This is a messenger RNA of Chlorocebus sabaeus (green monkey), 1304 nucleotides long. The record is from RefSeq and is a predicted model, not a curated record. NCBI's taxonomy places the organism in Eukaryota, Metazoa, Chordata, Mammalia, Primates, Cercopithecidae.
CGAGUUCAUCCACUGUCAGGAAAAGGCACAUGGCAUGCAACCGCAGGACCGAUGACUAGAUGUCAGAGCUGGCUCCCGGUUGGGAUAUGAGUGACUUUGUGGAGGAUGGCGCCUAAAUGAGGCAUGCCAAUUUCCGCACCCGGGUGACGAAUAUAGGGGCUCCUAAAAGGCUAGCCCAAUGUAUCUGUAUUUCCUUGGGGAUUAAACCCCAUGAUCUUCAGUUCCUCAGAGAACUGAAAGUUGCAACGAGAAAUCCAGUAAUUCCUGUUAUCUGCAGGCUUUAUAAGUCAGUGGAGCCUGCGGAGGUGGCCAGAAUCCGGCACUGCAAGCGCUGCUGUCUUCUCACGGAGUCUUGAAGCCAGAGCAGCGCCAGGAUGUCACAGGAGCUGGCCCCACUGCUGCUUCUACUCCUCUCCAUCCACAGUGCCCUGGCCCUGAGGAUCUGCUCCUUCAACGUCAGGUCCUUUGGGGAAAGCAAGCAGGAAGACCAGAAUGCAAUGGAUGUCAUUGUGAAGGUCAUCAAACGCGUCAUUAUGCUCCUGAUGGAAAUCAAGGAUAGCAACAACAGGAUCUGCCCCAGCACUGAUGGAGAAGCUGAACGGGAAAAGCUGGUAUCUGUGAAGAGCUAUCACUACCAUGACUAUCAGAUAGACGAUGUGCUUUCCUCCAGGGAGCCCUUUGUGGUCUGGGUUCCAGCCGCCCACACUGCUAUCAAAGACUUCGUGAUUAUCCCCCUGCACACCACCCCAGAGACAUCCGUUAAAGAGAUUGACGAGUUGGUUGACGUCUACAUGGACGUGAAACACCGCUGGAAGGCAGAGAAUUUCAUUUUCAUGGGUGACUUCAAUGCCGGCUGCAGCUACAUCCCCAAGAAGGCCUGGAAGAAUAUUCGCUUGAGGACCGACCCCAGGUUCGUUUGGCUGAUCGGGGACCAAGAGGAUACCACGGUGAAGAGGAGCACCAAGUGUGCAUAUGACAGGAUUGUGCUUAGAGGACAAGAAAUCAUCAGUUCUGUUGUUCCCAAGUCAAACAGUGUUUUUGACUUCCAGAAAGCUUACAAGCUGACUGAAGAGGAGGCCCUGGAUGUCAGCGACCACUUUCCAGUUGAAUUUAAACUACAGUCUUCAAGGGCCUUCACCAACAGCAAAAAAUCUGUCACUCUAAGGAAGAAAACAAAGAGCAAACGCUCCUAGAUCCAAGGGUGUCAUCUUAUUAACCAUUUCUUGCCUCUAAAUAAAAUGUCUUUAACAGAUAUAUGAACUGCUCCCUGCACUUGGAAAACAAGACUGAUCCAACUGCUUUCA